Molecule: messenger RNA, 2704 nt
Organism: Zeugodacus cucurbitae (melon fly)
Lineage: Eukaryota; Metazoa; Arthropoda; Insecta; Diptera; Tephritidae
Product: 8-oxo-dGDP phosphatase NUDT18
Exons: 4
Coding region: 159-2132 (657 amino acids)
Cellular component (GO): nucleus
Molecular function (GO): magnesium ion binding; 8-oxo-GDP phosphatase activity; 8-oxo-dGDP phosphatase activity
Source: RefSeq, a predicted model, not a curated record
AAUAAACAUUCUCUCGAACUUGCAUUUUAAUUAAAAACAAAACAGGAUAAAUAAACAAUAUUAUUAAGUAUUAUAAAAGUAUAAUUUUGUGAAAAUAUGUGAUUAUACUAAAAAACAUAUCCAAUUUAAUUCUGCACAAAGUGAAUUGAAUUCAAAUAAUGGAGUACCACAAGCGAACGAAUGAAUUACCGGUGGACAGUACCACAAAAAGUAAGCGACAGCGACGUUGUCUUACAAUAGAAGAUAAAAUAAAACUAUUGGAUCGUUUAAAAGCUGGAGAACGUACAAUGGAUUUGAGUCGAGAAUACGAAAUCAGCGAUAGUACAAUACGUUCGCUUAUAAGUAGCGAAAGCCAAAUCCGUAAAUACGCUAGGCAGUGUACAAAAUAUACAUAUCGAUCUGUGGCAUAUAUCCCACGGGAUGAAGUGCAAGCAAAAAUGGAACACGAAUUGUAUGUGUGGUAUGAGGAUCAACUCCAUCACGGUGGUACGCAAAGCGUUAGCAGCAUAUGUGCCAAGGCAAGAGAAAUAUAUAGAUCACUUAAGGGUAAAAAAGAAGUAUUCAACUGUGGUAAAAGCAAUCGAAAAAGUGACGAAGAAUUGCAAUUGGAUAGCCGUGAUUUUAAAGCUAGCAAAAGUUGGUUUGUGAAAUUUCGCAAACGUUAUAAUUUAGAGUUUAACACUCCCCACAUAGCUCAAUCCGUUGAUCAAUCUAUAUGCAAUUUAUACGCAGCAAAAUUUAGUAAGUUAAUGCAGACAGAAAACUAUCAGCCAUGUCAAGUAUUUAGCGCUUUUGAGUUGUCAUUUGCCUGGAAAAGCUUGCCAAGUCAUACAUUCAUUGCAAAAGAAGACAAAUCACGAGACAAAAUGGGUUAUGAUCACAUUAGCUUACUUAUAUGUAAUAACGCGCAAGGAAAUUUCUGCGUCAAACCAAUGUUGAUACAUCGUACACGCAUGCCGCAUUGCCUACGUAACACAAAAAUAAGCGAUUUACCCGUAUUUUGGCGUUGCCGUGGACGUCAAACACAAAGUUCACCCAAAGUGACGCCAUCACAUUUCCAUGAUUGGCUCAUACAAUGUUUCACACCACGCGUUCGAAAUUAUUUGCAAAUUAUGGAAAUGCCAGAACGUUGCGUACUUCUUUUAAGUAGUGAGCUGCAGCAAAUGGUGCUUCCAACAUACGAUGAAUCAUUUUUACGCGUUGAAUUCCUACCAGAAAACACCGCACAAUUGCUGCACCCAAUUGCGCAAAGUGUGUUGCCAAUUUUCCAUUGCAAAUAUUUGCGCAGAUUCUUCGAACAUUUGGUGCAAAGUCUCGAAGUGAAAACGGAAUCUGAUUUGUAUAAAGUCUGGCAGAAAUACUCAAUCGCCCAUGCCAUUGAUAACAUACAUGAGUCAUUGGAAGAUAUCAAUGUAGAAAGCUGGAAAAGUGGCUGGUAUCAACUUUGGUCAAAAAUUGGAAUCGAACCUUCGCACAAUUCUCUCCUCGCUGAUGAAAUAACACAUAUUACAAUUAAUGGCAGACAACUACCCGGAGAUGAUUUUGCUGAUAUGACUAUUGAGGAUAUAAAGCAGCAUUUGAAACUCGGCGAGAGUAUAACAAAUAACGAACCUGAGACACAAACAGAGUCCACUCAACAAAUAAAGUACGAAAAAUCUGCGGAACGGCCUGUUCAAAUAGAAAAUGAGGAGCUUAUCAGCUUAUGCUCAGAUACGCAAUCAGAGGACGCUGACAUUAUCAUAAAUCAGGGCAUAAAAGAAGUUAGUGAAAAUGAAAUAUACAUUCAAUUUGCCGACAGUGAUGAUGAAGUGCAUGAAUUUGAGCAAUCUGACGAAGAAGCCUUCAUACAAUUUCAUCAAACUGAAGAUUCCAAUGAAUAUGGCUCUAAAUUGCGAAUGCCUACACGAAGCAAUAACACAACUCUUGCGAAAAAGAAUACCGAAGCGCGUGAACAAAUACAAAUAAUAAACAAAGCAUUUGAUUUAACACAUGAUCUAUUGGAAACUUUAGGUCAACUCGAAGCACAGACAAACUUAACACAUUUCGAAAGUGGUUUAAAUAACUUGAUGCAACCUUAUGUAGAAUUAAAGAAAAAACUCCUGCAACCUAGUAUAAAAGACUACUUUAGUUAAGAUAGCUGUGAUGGCGAUCGUUGCAAUUUGAAGUCUUAUUUUGCUAACUUCCAGAUUGGUUGAAUAUGCAGUAAAGCUAAACAGAUGCAGUUUUUGUUGUUGUUGUUAGUGUCGCGGCAGAAACAUUAUCCGAAUAAUUUUCGGAUUUGCCUCCGUGUUGACAGUUCCUAAUCGGUGAUUGCACUAAUUGGAAAUACGUAGAUAGUAGACAGUUUUUGUUGUUGUUGUUAGUGUCGCGGCAGAAACAUUAUCCGAAUAAUUUUCGGAUUUGCCUCCGUGUUGACAGUUCCUAAUCGGUGAUUGCACUAAUUGGAAAUACGUAGAUAGGCAACUUCUAUUUCAUCAAAGCGUGUCCAAUCUUCCAAGCUGAUUGCUGUUAAUGAAGAAACUAUUUGAAUUACUAAAGUAUAAAGUUUUUCGGAUUAUCAAUAUAAUUUCUGUUAAGAAUCCCUCUCAUAAGUUAUAUGACCGUUUAUUGAAGUCAAUAUUAAUUGGAAAAUAUCUUAUAGGCACCAUACCUAAUGUUUUAAAUUAAUAAACAGUUUAAAAAACGAAAAAUUAUAAAUUUAUAA